GGCCUAUUUAUUCAAGUUUUAACAAGUGGUAGACCUAAUAGUUUAGUCAAAGAACAACAAAUAAAUAUUCCUUAAUUUAAAAAAGGCCAGCUCCUGACCUUCCGUGAAUAUAGGCCAUAAAUUCACUUUUUCAUAUUUUGAUGCAUCAGUAUGAUACUAAUAGGCCUAAUUUCUACUUGCUUUUAACAAUCGUGUUAUCUCCAAUUUUUUUUUGCUCUUUAAAGAAUGGGUGUUCGUUACAAGCUUGCAGUUGGUCUUGAUAAAGGCCACAAGGUCACCAAAAUUGAAGGUGGUAGGAAGACCAGACCUACUCGUAGAAAGGGGGUAAGUAUCUUGUCAUUUGAAGUUCGUUGUCUAUUUCAGUUUAGGCCAGGUUAUUUAGGUUUACAAUUUAAAUUUAGAUGAAUUUGAGGGUUAACUUUGCAUCUCUUCUUAGCUUGCUUUUUUAAAAUAAAUUAAUUAGAGCUAGUUGUAAAGUUCAUUUGUCAUUCUAAUAACAGUAGCUGUGAGUGUGAGAUAUCAACCUGAGGCAGUGGCGUAGCGAGGGUGUUUGGCGCCCGGGGACAAGAUCCAUUUUUAGCGCCCCUUUUUCUUUUUUUCAACUCUCAAACCCAUUAUUUUCAUCAAUAAAAUAAUAUCAAAGCACAUUUUGGCGCCCUUAAACUAGCUGGCGCCCGGGGACAUCUGUCCCCCCUGCCCCCACCACGCUACGCCUCUGACCUGAGGGGUCAAAUUUAUUUGUAUAGGACUAGUAUGCAAACACAUUGUUAUUCAACUUAUAUUAGCCAUGAGACCUAAAUAUACUAUUCUAAACCUCUGCUGUGCUGUUGUGCAUUUUUAGCCUGAUUGUUCAUUAUUGACCUGAAAGAAAAAAUAGUUCCAUUUAAGGAUUUUUAAAAGUUUGUCUGUACACUUAAGAUUCAAUAUUCUUUGUUUUUUCCCCCCAAUUUGCUUUAUUUAAUGAUAGCUAAUGUCUACCAGGAGAGGACAUAUUCCUUUAUUUUGCUUCUGUGGUAGCUAAGAAAACUUUUGCUGGUGGCUUUACCUUUUCUUCACUUCUGGGUUGUUCUGGAGGCUUUUAUCCCGGUUGAGUUUAUAGUUAAGUCUGUUUUCUUUCACUUCUCAGUGAAGUUGCCUUUAGAACAAGGUAUUAUAAAUAAUUUUAUAAUUGAUGAAGCAUAAUCAUUUAAAUAUAUACCACUGGUUCCUCCAAAGUUCCUUUGCGGUUGUAAUACUUCUUUUAAGCAGUGGUCAACUUCAAAGUUGUUCUGUCGUUCCAGAGUUUCUGUGGACACAUUAGAUCCUUAUGUGCCAAAUCCUCCAAAAACAGGCUCGAUAAAGUUAAUGGUGCUUCACGAAGGCGAAUAUUGCGUUUUUAGCUAUUAGAAUCUAUCUUAUACUUGCACCAUGAGUUGUUCGACAUAAAUUAUGAUUUGGUGUGGUCUCAUUUGGCAGGUUUUAAAAUUUCACUAAUUGUUCUUUUUUUCACAAUGGCGAAAGGCUAUAAUAGUUCUUAUAUUUCAGGAUUCACAUAUUCAGGGCAGGGUAUAGAAAUAAAAUGAUGUAGCUUGUGGUCUGGAAAAUGUUUGGGGGCCUUUGAUAUAAAACCUGACUGUGCAAUAAUUUUUGUCAUUGAUGAAUUAAAACACCUUUUAACUUUACAUUUGUUUCUAUUUAGACUGCCACAAAACACGCAAAAUUUGUUCGUGAUCUUGUAAGAGAGAUUGCUGGAUUUUCACCUUAUGAAAGAAGAUGCCAGGAGUUGUUAAAAAUCUCUAAAGAUAAGCGUGCACUUAAGUUCUGCAAAAAGAGGGUGAGUUUUGGAAUAUUAACUUUUAAUAGUGCACCCACCUAAUUUUUUUUUCUUUAAUCCUAUUAAAUGUGCUACCAUUACUCAAAAAGUUAAUCACAAGAAAAUAUUUUAAUCAUCUGUAUUUUAUCAACACAUUUUGAUCUUAAUUUUGUAUAAUUUCCAUUACUGUAUAUAUCAUAGAAAAAAAUACACCUGUAGUCGCAUCUUGGAGUUACCCGCAUUUUUUAAGAUGGGAUUUACCAAUAUACACACUUUGACUAAGCAGUUCCAAACAUACCAAUAAUGGUAUAGCAGACCUGUUUAACUCUUACGAUUUUGUUGUACAAUGUGUGAUUUUACAUAUGUAUAAGGUGUAUACAUUAUACAUAAUGUAUGUUAAUUUUUUUACUAUUAAGAUAGUGUAUUGAAAGAUUUUGUAAAGAUAUUGUACAAUUUUAAGAGUUUGAGGGUAAACAGGCCUGGUAUAGCAAAGUCCAUGAAUAAUUUAUGGUUUUAUAUUUUUCAGUUGGGUACACAUGUUAGAGGAAAGAAGAAGAGAGAAGAGAUGCAAGUUUUACUUCAGAAGAUGAGGAAGGCACAACAACAUGCUGCAAAAUAAUUUCCUUUUCAAUAAAUGUUAAAAAAUUAUGUUGUCUUCUCUUUUUUAAUAACCAUGGAAUAUUUUUUGUUAUUAGAAAAACAUUUACAAGGGAAAACAAAUAUAGGAAGUCAGAUUUUUUUCCAUUAAGGAGUAACCAGCAUUUGUUUUUAUUUUUAAAUCAGGAUGGUGAUAUAAUUGUUAUAACGCAAAGGUCAAAAUUAUUUAUAGGAUCAUAAAAACAGAUUCAUUCAAAUGUGUCAGGAUAAUUUCAUUCUUAUUAAUGAAAUUAAUGCAAAGAACUUAAGUUUUCUGAUGGAAUAAUGUUUUUCCCGUGUUAGCUUAUUAGAAAAACAUUCUUCCAGACCCAAUACAAAAUUAAUGCUAGUAAAAACAGUGCAUAUUAAACUUAUGUAAUUUUUUAAAACUUUGAUAGUCCAAGAUGAACUAUUCUGAGAAUGCUAAUGACUUUCUUAGAAGUUAAGUUUAUAAGAUCAUCGAAACUGUAUGACACUACACAUGUCAGUGUCAGAAAGUGAGUUUAGUGUAUAGCAAUUACAUCCAAACUUUCCCAGGUAAUGCCUGCAUCACCAGCUUGAUUUGUCUGUGGCGAAAUUAAAAUCAGACAAAAUAAAGCAUAAGAUGUGACAUAAUGCUAUAGGAUUGUUACAGUACAAUGUUUGUGCUUAGGCAUAACUUGUUUUAUGAUCCUUCAGUGCAAUGCUUUCGAAAGGACAAAUUAUCAGCACAGUAUCUUCAACUGCCAAAUAUACAUAUGAAUACAUUUUUAUGAUUAGUCUAUAUUUUACAACCUGGAGGCUUCAUUUAUUUUUGGUACUGUGUAGCAUUCUAUUAGUGUUGAAUUAUUAUUAUGAUGAUCCUAUGGUACAAUUUUAAAGCAAGAGGAAAAAAACCUACAAAACUUGAAAUUUCCUGUUUGUUUUUUAGAUUUUUAAAUAAUAUAAUUUAUAUUUAGGGACGUCUUAUAAGUAAUAUUAGGUCAAAUUUUUACUAGAUCUCUUGGGUCAGUAAAUUUAAGGAUGGUUUGCAACCCUGCAGCACUGGUGGUAUAUGCUUUGUGAUACAACUAAAAAUUAAAAGUAUUGCCAUUGUAUGGCACCAAAGGUACUAAGUACCGGUACCAUAUCUAAUUUUUCCCUGAACGAAAAUAUAAAUUAGUCCUGGUAUCUGCCUCUUCAAAACCAUACUUUAUCCUGCUAAGUUAUAUUUACUUUAAAUUAAUUAAAUAAAGUUCUAAGGCUGUGCCUAUAUUGAAAAAUAAAAAUUUGACAAUCUCGCAGUAUGGCAAAGGUGGAUUAGUAAACUCUAUAACUGUUAUAUAACUAACAGUAGAUUAAGUGAGCCUAAAGUACAACAAGCUCAAACAUUUUAUUUGGGCUUUAGUUGUUUCAGCCCAUUGUAAAAGAUAAGUACCAGUAUCACUGAACACAACCUUCUCCUGCAUUUCACUUAGCUGAGUUUGCUUUGCAUAAUGCAGUUUAAAUACUUGUUUGAUGGCAAGUAUAUUUAAAUUAUUAAUAUAACUGACUUGUAUUAUUUUAAGUUUUGUUUUCAAGGAUAAAAUAAAAACUGCCUUCAACUUCAAUGUGGAAACAUCAUUCUAAAAUUUGACAAUCUGCCCAAAUGCAAUUAAAAAUGCUGAUAUUUGUCUCAAGUGCAUUUUAUAGUAUAGUCCUCACCUUUUAACAAAUCGCAACUUUACUAAUGAAUUUUAUCACGUAAGUAAACAAUGGGGUCCUAAGGGAAUGUAUGUAUCAGUCAAAUCAGUUUAUUUUUUAAAACUUUCACGCUUUUGGCCUUUUUGCAUAACAGACCCAUAAAUUAAAUUGUCAAAAAGUUCAACAGAACUGUAUUUACAUAA
Lymnaea stagnalis (great pond snail) is the source of this 4272-nucleotide messenger RNA. Lineage: Eukaryota; Metazoa; Mollusca; Gastropoda; Lymnaeidae. The record is from the annotation of a GenBank genome assembly.